AUGGGGAUGGUCACCAGAGCCAAGAAGCGGAGGCUGGAAGAGGAAGAUCUCCUCGCCGACCGGAUCAGCAGCCUCCCCGAUGGCGUCCUCGCUGACAUCGUGUCCCUUCUCCCCACCAAAGACGGCGCCCGUACGCAGCUGCUCUCCUCCCGCUGGCGCCACCUGUGGCGCUCCGCUCCUCUCAACCUCGACCUCCAGAGCGACUUCGUUGGCAUCCUCGCCAGCGAUCUCUCUCGCGUCCUCUCCGCGCACCCUGGCCCUGGCCGCCGUUUCGCCAUGCCUCGCCGCUACAGCAUGGAUUAUCCCACCACGGCGACCCUGGAUGUCUGGCUCCGGUCACCCGCCAUUGACAGUCUGCCACUGCCGUCACCAUCAGUAGUACACCGCUUCUCGUCCACCCUCUGCGUCGCCCGCUUCUUUGGCUGCAGUUUCACAAUCCCAGGUGGAAACGACGAUGCCAGCACGCUCCAACUCCAAUUGCCGCUUCUCAAGCAGCUCACCUUUUCCCAAGUCAGCAUCCCGGAGAGCUGUCUGCACGCCUUCCUCGCCGGCUGCCCUGUCCUGGAGAGCUUGGCGCUACUUCACAGCAGCGGUUUUCCUCGGCUGCGUAUCGCGUCCAGUAGCAUCAGAAGUAUCGGUGUGCAUCCCCGUUAUUAUGUUCAUCGGGGUUCUAUACAGCAGCUCAUCAUCGAGGACGCCCCGUGUCUAGAAAGAUUACUAUAUUUUGGAGGAAUUGAAAUUAGCAUCUCGGUAAUGUCUGCACCAAGAUUGGCUAUUUUUGGGAACCUCCUUGAUGGCUUUCCCAAGCUUCAGUUCGGGGCCACGGUUUUUAAGGGAUCAACCAUUGUUAGCAUGUCAGGAGGGGUGGUGAGCAGUGUGAAGGUUCUUGCCUUAUUUGAUAUCAAACUUUGCGUAGAUGCGGUUAUUAACUUAUUGCAGUGCUUUCCCCACUUGCAGAAGUUGUACAUCCAGAUAACAAGAGAUUCGAGGAAAGAUUGCUUUACAUACGAGAACCUUACUAGUACCCUUGACAUCAGCCUCAAGAAAAUUGCAACAGAGGCUGCUCCAGAUCAAAAAGUGCGCAUCAAGGGGUGCUCGGUUUGA
This is a messenger RNA of Sorghum bicolor (sorghum), 1104 nucleotides long. RefSeq names its product putative F-box/LRR-repeat protein At3g18150. NCBI's taxonomy places the organism in Eukaryota, Viridiplantae, Streptophyta, Magnoliopsida, Poales, Poaceae. The coding region runs from base 1 to 1104 and encodes 367 amino acids. The record is from RefSeq and is a predicted model, not a curated record. Gene Ontology annotation, molecular function: protein binding. The transcript has 4 exons.